AAACGUAUGGAUUGACUCGAAAGUCUUUCCCUUACCCUUUCACCUCAAACUCUUCUCUUUCCUUAUAUAUGAGCUAAUUUACUUCCUUGCUCUCAAACCUAGCAAUGUCUUAUCCUCUUCUUCAUACUCUCUUCUGCUUCCUAUUAUUGCUGCCAUUUUCUACUGUUGCUCAGACUAAUGGAACUGUAGACGUUGGUGCAUCUAUCACAGCUGGUGACAAUUCCACCACCCCAUGGCUAUCCGCUUCUCAAAAUUUUGCAUUUGGGUUUAAACAAGUCCAAGAUAACAAUCUUUUCUUGCUCUCCAUAUGGUAUUACAAGAUACGCGACCAAACCAUUGUUUGGUAUGCAAACAAAGGUGUUCCAGUGUCAGCUGGGUCGAAAGUAGGGAUAACCGCGAGCAAAGGGCUAGUGCUCAGUGACCCUCAAGGCAGAGAGUUGUGGAGUUCCACUCCCAUUCGUAACCAAGUAAUUGCUAAUGGCUUUAUGAGGGAUACGGGCAGCUUUGUGCUUGUUGGUGGGGGUUCGGUUAACAUAUGGGAGAGCUUCAAAUACCCGACAGACACCUUGUUGCCUACGCAGAUCAUGGAGUCUGGCGAGCUCCUUUUUUCUCGACAGUCGGAGAAGAAUUUCUCCGGGGGAAGGUUCCAGCUCCGCCUGCUCGAAGAUGGAAAUCUCGUACUUAAUACUAGAGACUUGGGUACCAAUUUCGCUUAUGAUGCUUACUACAAGAGCAACACUGUUGAUGAUGUUAAUGUAACAAAUCGUGGUUACCGAGUUAUCUUCAAUGAGACAGGAUAUAUUUACGUAUUGAAAAGAAGUAACCAAAGUGUAGUACUCGGACCAACAACUGUACUCCCAUCUGGUGACUACUACUACCGAGCAACUCUCGAUUUUGAUGGGGUUUUCACACUGUACUAUCAUCCAAAGACUGAAAAUGCCAGUCCGAACACUUGGACUGUUUUGUGGUCUGAGCCGGAUAACAUUUGUGUUGGUAUUACAGCGAGUGAAGGUAGAGGGGCUUGUGGCUUCAACAGCAUAUGCACAAUUGAUGAUAAUAAAAGGCCUAAUUGUUCGUGCCCUGAAGGUUUUUCGUUGCUUGAUCCAACUGACAAGUACGGAGACUGUAAGCCAAAUUUCACACUAAGCUGUGAAGAAGAUGACCACAAGAGUUCCAACAGAGAUCUCUAUGACUUGUCGGUGUUAAUAGAUACUGAUUGGCCACUGUCUGACUACGAGCAAUUGAAGCCUUUCAGUGAAGAGAUGUGCAGAAACUCUUGCCUCCAAGAUUGUUUCUGCGCUGUUGCUAUUCUGCGGCAAGAUAGCUGCUGGAAGAAGAAGCUGCCACUUUCUAAUGGCAGGAAGGACAGUAUUGUUAAUGGGAAGGCUUUCAUGAAGUUCAGGAAAGGUGACCUUCCUCCAUCUACUACCGAUCCUCCUUUUCCUCUUCGGGACAUAAAGAAGAACGAUCGGACUUUGAUUGUUGUUGGAUCCGUGCUUCUGGGUAGCUCUUUAUUCGUCAAUGUCGCACUUCUGGGUGCCUUUUGCCUGGGUUUUUCCCUCAUCUACCAGAAGAAGAUCUUGAAUAGUCGUCAUGGGUUCGGAGCUGUGGAAACAAAUCUUCGUUGUUUUACGUAUGAAGAGCUUGCAGAGGCUACAGAUGGAUUCAAGGAAGAACUGGGAAGGGGAGCUUUUGGAAUUGUGUAUGGGGGGGCAGUACAAAUAGGGAAUUCUAGAACUUCCGUCGCGGUCAAGAAGCUAGAUAGGGUGGUUCAAGAAAAAGAGAGAGAGAAGGAAUUUAGAACCGAAGUACAUGUGAUUGGCCAAACCCAUCAUAAGAAUCUAGUCCGACUGGUUGGAUUUUGCGACCAAGGGGAGCACCGGAUGUUAGUGUACGAGUUCAUGAGUAAUGGCACUCUCGCUAGCUUCCUGUUUGGAGAGACAAAGCCUAGCUGGAACCAGAGGAGCGAAAUUGCGUUUGGAAUUGCUAGAGGCCUUCUUUACCUACACGAAGAAUGCAGCACGCAGAUCAUCCAUUGCGAUAUAAAGCCUCAAAACAUACUUCUUGACGACUAUUACACCGCCCGGAUUGCCGACUUUGGGUUGGCUAAACUGCUGAUGAUCAAUCAGAGCCAGACAAAUACUGGUAUUAGAGGGACAAGAGGGUAUGUUGCACCGGAAUGGUUUAGAAACAAGCCGGUAACCGCUAAAGUUGAUGUUUACAGCUUUGGUGUGUUGCUAUUAGAGAUCAUUACUUGUCGAAAAAACGUAGAGGGGUCGGAGAUGGGGGGUGACGAGAGAGCAAUUUUAACUGAUUGGGUUUUUGACUGUUUUCUGAAAGAUGGAUUGCAUGCUUUGGUUGAGGGCGAUUCUGAGGCCUUGAAUGACUGGAGGAAGGUGCAGAGAUUUCUGAUGGUUGGAAUUUGGUGUAUUCAAGAAGAUCCCUCUGAACGGCCCACGAUGAGGAAGGUUACUCAAAUGCUUGAAGGAGUUGUCGAAGUUCCUGUGCCUCCAAGCCCUUCGCAAUUUUCUUUCGUCAGUCAUGGUGUCGGGGAGGAGUAGAUUGGGCACAUACCUAACCUUUGGUAGUAAAUGCACAAAGUGGAUGUCUCCAGACUAGAACACACGACCCGAAGUUUCGUUGGCUGAGUUUUGUUUGCUCUGCUCUAUUUAUUCUAGUGUCACUUAUAGUUGGUUCAUUUCGCAAAAUAUCCCCUUGGUAAGUUAGCAACCAAUAUGUAAUGUUCACUUAAAAUAAUGCCUGCUACUUCAGUGCACAAUAUAUGUUGUUUUGAAAAAGGCUCUUUAGACGAAGGCCUGUGUUCUGAUAUGUUUCUGAAAAUUGUGAGAAAUCGUAUAGCCUGUGUUUUUUCGUCCUACUAAUCAAUCAUGAAUAUUAACUUCUGUGUUCUC
Molecule: messenger RNA, 2912 nt
Organism: Rhododendron vialii
Lineage: Eukaryota; Viridiplantae; Streptophyta; Magnoliopsida; Ericales; Ericaceae
Product: G-type lectin S-receptor-like serine/threonine-protein kinase LECRK3
Exons: 2
Coding region: 105-2561 (818 amino acids)
Biological process (GO): protein phosphorylation
Molecular function (GO): protein serine/threonine kinase activity; ATP binding
Source: RefSeq, a predicted model, not a curated record